AUGCUCAUCACCUCAGUUGUGCUAGAAGAAGUACCAAUCCCGAAUGCAUCUAGAUCUCGAGACAUAGAUGGAUCAUUGCUUGCUGAACCCACUCCUAAACCCUCCAGCAAAAUGGAAACGAUACCGUCUCCCGACGAAAAAAAACAUUCCAUUGAUAAUUAG
Plasmopara halstedii is the source of this 162-nucleotide messenger RNA. RefSeq lists its product as uncharacterized. Lineage: Eukaryota; Oomycota; Peronosporomycetes; Peronosporales; Peronosporaceae. The record is from RefSeq and is a predicted model, not a curated record. The transcript has 2 exons. The coding region runs from base 1 to 162 and encodes 53 amino acids.